Molecule: messenger RNA, 491 nt
Organism: Phyllostomus discolor (pale spear-nosed bat)
Lineage: Eukaryota; Metazoa; Chordata; Mammalia; Chiroptera; Phyllostomidae
Product: keratin-associated protein 6-2-like
Exons: 1
Coding region: 142-459 (105 amino acids)
Source: RefSeq, a predicted model, not a curated record
GGACAAGCAUCUGUGACAUGAGUCACCGGAUAAACAACACUUCCUGGCCCUCUGGUCCGUAUAUAAAGCUUCCAGGGCCACGGGGGACAGUCGACUUCAGAAGCACCUUCUGUAGCCACACCAAACCUCACCCCUGCCGACAUGUGUUGCAACUAUUACGGGAACUCCUGCGGCUGCGGCUGCGGCUACGGCUGUGGCUACGGAGGCCUGGGCUGUGGCUGUGGCUGUGGCUACGGCUGCGGCUACGGAGGCCUGGGCUGUGGCUGUGGCUACGGAGGCCUGGGCUGCGGCUGUGGAGGCCUGGGCUGUGGCUAUGGCUGCGGCUACGGCUGUGGCUACGGAGGCCUGGGCUGCGGCUAUGGCUGUGGCUAUGGCUCUGGCUAUGGCUUGGGCUACGGCUAUGGCUGCUGUACCUUCCGACCCUUUUGCUACCGAAGAUGCUGCUCCUUUUGCUGGUAGGACGUCAUCCCACAGCACCUGUGGCUCUGACA